ACAUGGAUUAAGUCUCCAAAUUUCUCCAUUUGGCUGCGCACUUUAAAACCAUAUCUUCUCUUUUUAGCCUUUUCUCCCUUUUAAUGAUAAUUAUGAUUCUCUUUUCAAUUCCUCUGUGUUGUGCUCAUUGUGAGUCGAAAACCCCUAAACUUUCCCUCGAACCAUUAAAAUUUUCUUUCAAUCCAAACACCACCCUUUCCCUGUCUAUCUUUUCAUGGAAUUAAAACCGCUGCUUCUCUUCCAAUCUCCACUCUCAAAACCCUAACGCACAUUCACGAAACCCCUCUCCAUAUGGACCCUCGCCGCGGCGCACGUGUGGUCAUCGACCCUAAAGUGCGCCAGGUGGGAUUCUUCGCCCCCGGUGCUUCGCCCGGGCGUACUCAAUCUGGUCCACCGGAAUCGUCCUCCCCUCCCGUCGCCGACAACUCUCCUACCGGGAACUCUCUCUCCCCUGUCAUGAUCCCUCCCCCCCGCCACGCCUCCGACAACCUCCUCUCCGCCCGUCCGGCUCUGUACCCUCCUCUUCGCCGUCCCGGUGACACCAUUCCCGUCGGAAGCUACAAUCCCUCCGAGUUCUUUCAUGGCACCUCGCCAACGGCAUCGUUUUAUAGCAAGGUUGGCGACGGGGAGUUCUCCGAGGACGCCUCAGGGGCGGGUUGGACGCAUAGGGGUAAUUCGGGAAAAGUUGCGUCGUCAUUUCCUGGCGGUGGGUUUGAUCUGACGGCGGUCAAACCGAGUAAUUUGACUACCGUGUCAGUAGUGAAUAUGCCUCCCGGAAUUUCUGUAAAAAGUGGAGGAGCAUCAAUUGAAGUGCAAAAUGAACAACCAGCAAGUUCAAGGUCACUGAAGGAGAAAACAUCAAAAGCUGAAAGGCGUGCACUUCAGGAGGCUCAGAGAGCUGCAAAAGCUGCGGCAAAAGCUGAAGUAAGUAAGGCACCCAUUGCUGCUUCUGGGGUUGCAACUUCAGUUAAUGCAAAACCAGCUAAGGUUUCAAAGCUUUCUUCACAGAAGAAAGAUAGUGCUUCAGUCACAGCUUCUGAGAAAAAGGGUGUUGACCGUCCACCAGAGAAGGAUAGAAAGAAAGAUGUACCUCAUCCACGCAUGCAAUUUGAUGAUAAGAGUCGAGUGGAGAAGGCAAAAAGGCGUGCAGUAGUAAGGCCAAUUGAAGUUAGGAACAGAGUUGAGUUAUUUAGACAUUUACCUCAGUAUGAACGUGGAACUCUGCUUCCUGAUCUUGAGUCAAAGUUUUUCCUACUUGAUCCAAUGCAUCCUGCUGUUUACAAGGUUGGCUUACAGUAUUUAGCAGGAGACGUAUCUGGUGGCAAUGCUCGUUGUAUUGCAAUGCUUCAGGCAUUCCAAGAGGCCAUCAAAGACUAUUCCACUCCACCUGAAAAAACUCUUGUCAGAGACUUAACUGCUAGAUUAAGCAGUUAUGUUUCAUUUCUAAUUGAGUGCAGACCCCUUUCAAUAAGCAUGGGAAAUGCAAUUAGGUUUUUAAAAAGUCGAAUUGCCAAGUUACCUUUAUCUUUGUCUGAGUCUGAAGCGAAAGCAAGUCUUCAGUCAGAUAUCAAUCGGUUUAUAAACGAGAAGAUAGUACUUGCGGACAAAGUAAUAGUCAGGCAUGCUGUAACAAAAAUCAGGGAUGGGGAUGUCCUACUUACAUAUGGGUCUUCCUCUGCUGUUGAGAUGAUACUAUUGUAUGCCCAUGAGCUCGGCAAACAGUUUCGUGUUGUUGUAGUGGACUCUCGUCCAAAGCUUGAAGGGCAACUCUUACUUCGAAGAUUGGUGGGAAAAGGCCUUAGCUGCACAUACACCCAUAUAAAUGCUGUUUCAUAUAUCAUGCAUGAAGUUACUCGAGUUUUCCUUGGGGCUUCAUCUGUGUUGUCCAAUGGAACAGUUUACUCGAGGGUUGGGACUGCAUGUGUUUCUAUGGUUGCUCAUGCAUUCCGAGUUCCAGUGUUAGUAUGUUGUGAAGCAUAUAAAUUUUAUGAGAGAGUACAGCUUGAUUCGAUUUGCUCUAAUGAACUUGGUGAUCCUGAUGCAAUUUCAAAAGUUCCUGGUAGGGAGGAAAUUAACUAUUUGGAUGAUUGGGCGAAGAGUGAAAAUUUGCAGCUUUUGAAUCUGAUAUAUGAUGCAACACCUUCAGAUUAUGUUUCGAUGAUUAUAACAGAUUAUGGCAUGGUAAGUCAUAUUAAUAUUAAAAUUUUAUGUUUCAUACUUUUGAGAAAACACGCUUUAUUUAUCCUUAGUUUUCCAAGAGUAACCUGAUCUCUCAGUUAUUUACUAGUCCUAAAGUGUGCAUGAAUCAAUACCCCUUUGGACCGGGGCUCUCUGGUCCAACAUUAACCUUUUCUUUCCUUUGACAGCUUAAGUUAUUUAUAUUUUGCUUGAUAAUUGGUGUUCCGAUAUUAAAAUGAAGAUUAGAUUUGGAUCUUUUAAUAGUUUCAUUCAGGGUUGCGAUAAUGUUUUAGUUUUUUUGUAGUUUAGGAGGAAAUAAAACAUAUGCAGAACCCCUUUUUCGAAUUUUCCUCUUUGGUUAUGGGGCAGGAGGAUAGUACUAUCCUUUCAAGAAUGGUGGUUGUUAGUCUCUUUAUUCAUAUGAUUGUCUGCCAUUGAAAAAUAGAAAGGAAAAAGAAUAUAAAGUUCUGUGCUCUCCUUGAUUGUGGAAGUACUAGCUUCUGGCAGCUUUCCUGUCUGCAAUAUGAGAAUUUUAGGAUCUAAACCUUUUUGUGUUCAGAGGAUCUACCCCAUUUUCAGCGUCUUUUCUCUUUUCUAUAGCUUUUGUUGCAUGCACAGUUAUUAGAUAGGUCAUGGGACAGUGGCUGUAAGUUUAAAUUUGCUCUAUUUCCAUGAUGUAACUCAAUAUCUAUGGUACUUGGACUCUCCCAACAUACCCAUGUCUACACAACAUGGUAUGAGUGUGGCUGUGGGAUCCUUGUUGGAUGCUCCGACUUUGCUUCAAAUAUGACUAUUUGAUUUUAA
This is a messenger RNA of Vitis vinifera (wine grape), 2982 nucleotides long. RefSeq lists its product as uncharacterized. Lineage: Eukaryota; Viridiplantae; Streptophyta; Magnoliopsida; Vitales; Vitaceae. The coding region runs from base 292 to 2268 and encodes 658 amino acids. The transcript has 6 exons. The record is from RefSeq and is a predicted model, not a curated record.